GGAUUGGUCAGGGGCAGAAAUAUAGUGCGACACAUGAUCAUCCUCUGAUCUUACUCUAAAUAUCUCAGGGGUACUAGGAGGAUUUCUGACAGGGCAGCCGUAUCUACACAGAAAUGCCGCUGGAUGGAAGAGAAUAAAGUUAAUGCAGCACCUGGAGGUGGAAAAUAUUCCAAAACCAACUGAACUACAUCUGUGAAAGAUAACAAAGGUAUGACCACUCUUUUAGUUGGAAUCCCAGUAAUGAAGUUUGCUACUCAGUGAGCAAUAAAACUACAAGAAGACAGAGAGAAACUAUGUCUGCAUCAACUGCAGUUAGUAACAAAGUGCUGCCUGACCUCACGUUUGUGCUAACCGGUGAGCGAAAUGCCAUUGACUUUGGACCGAGAAACAUUUUAUUUGACCAUGAUGAAGAAAGAAAUGCCGAACAGUUUUCAUCCAAACUAUAUGAUUUGUGUGGCCGGCACAUCUCGGUCAUCAACAUUCUUGGUCUGCAAAAUAUUGACAAAAUCCCUUUAAACCAGGGAAUUCAUGCCUUUAUCUUACUGCUACCAUAUGGUCGGCAUAGCAGCCAUUACACCUCAGGGGUUCAGUGGCUUGAAAAAGCUUUUGGGAAAGGAUCUCUUCCUUAUGUAAUGACAGUUGUGACUCGGUGGCCGGGUGAAAAAUGUGAAAGUGCACUGGCAGACCUGAAAGCUAACAGCAGAUUUAGUGAAAAAAGAUGCCACACGUGCACAAGAGGCAUGACGGAUGCCAACGAGAUAAUAGAUCUCUUAGAGAAAAUAGAUGUCAUGGUCUCUGAAAACAACCCCCACUGCUACAGCAGACUCAUGCACGAGGAACAUGAAGAGCUGGACCAAAAAGAAGAAAUGGUCAAGAGAGGUACCCUGAGAAUGAAUAAGAGUGGAAACAAGAAUAAGGAUCUAUUAGAUGUUUCUGAAGAAAACUACACAAUGAAACACAGUCAACGAGAAGAUGAAAGACUACUCAGAAGACUCAACCUUCAAGACAAACAUCAGCAGAAGAUGUCAACAGCAGACUUUCUUAAAAUAGGUCCUCCUGUGAAACAGGGCCGUGACACGUCUGAGAAAGAUUUAGCUCUUACUUUUCUUCACAGGUUGCUGAUGUUAGACUAUAGAGCCAGAUACAUUCCUGUAAGACAAGACAAUCCUGCUGUGGGAGAUUCACAGUCUGUACAAAUGUCUGAUAUUGAAGACACAGAUGAUGAUGACUUUGAUGCUCUAUUUAGUGAAAGUGUAGACUCUGAUGAAUCAAAACAGUUUCAUUUGCAUCCAAUGGAUGUUCAGAUGGCAGUGUUUCACUGCUCAGACAGUUUUCUGAAGCAGAACCUGGUUACAAAGCUAUCACAGUGUCAGUACGCCUUACCUUUGCUUGUCCCUGACCCAGUAACAAAGGAUAUUGAAUGUCCUUUGUGGACAUUCAGGCAGAUAACAAAAACGUGGAAGAAAACUCAAAUCAAGGAUAAUUCACAUGCCAUGACCAUGAAGACUAUGCCCAUUUGCAAAGCUGAGACACCCAUGGUGUUUUUCUUCCGCCUGGGUUCACUUCCAGUGUCAAAAUCUCAGCUCAUGAACACUGUGAUCAAUGACCGUCACAGCACCUUCUUCCAUAGAAAUUGUCCAGGUAGCACCAAAUCUCGCCUGCUGAUGGAUGGUGUGGCAGAGAUUGCCUGGUACUGUCCAGCCGGAAAACCCAAUGACUCCUUUACAGACUGCAUUGCCUUUUGUAAUCUUCAUGGUGAUGCUCUGUCAUUUGAAAAACAGCGUGAGAUACUGACAGAAAAAUCAUCAGUCACUGUUGUUCUUGUGCCAACUCUGGCAAAAGGCCAGAAAAGUACCACAGUAAUCCAAGACCUUUUCAAGUUACCAAAGUGGCUCAUUAUUCUCAUUGCUGAUAAUGAUUGUGGUGCUCUUCAAGUGAAAAAGAGAAAAUACAAAAUGGGUCUGAAAGACAGAAGUCAGUCAGAUGUUUCUGAAGAACUGAAAGGAAUUAUCAGAACGAUUUUACAUGAACCUGAUAAUACAUCCUUCCAGCUUGAAUCCAUGGCCAAAGUCCCUGGAGUCAGAGUGGAUGAAGAUGAUGAAGUCUGUCAAAAAGGGAAAUCAGCUGCAAUGAAAACAGUUAAUAUACUUCAAGGGAUGGAAAUUUCAAAGAUCAAAGUUACGUUUCUACCUUGUCAAGGUGAUCUGUGGCACAAGUGGUGCAGAAUAAAUAAAGAGCUGUAUAACCUUAAAGGAAAAACCGAGCAGGAAAAAAGUGAGAAACAACAGCAGCUGAUGCAAUUAAGACAAAAUCAAUGCAAAGCUUCAUGUAGUGAACUGAUGAAGUCAUUCACAGAAAGCCUCUUGUCUUUGCCAUCAAAAGAGAAGGAGUACUUCCUGAAAUGGACUCAGAUCUUAAUAGAUGCCCUAUCCACAGACGAUCUCUCUUCAAUUCUCCAAAGCUAUGAUGAAAAGUGGACUGAGGUCUUGACUCUGAAGAAGAAACACGACAAAUCUGAUCUGUUAACAAGUAAACAAACUGAGCUUGAACAAAUAUCCAAAAAACUGCAGUCUGCAACCUUUGGCUUGGAGCACAUCUUCAGAGAAAUGGGACAGCUCUAUGAAGCCCAUAGAGCAGUACAAGCAGAGAGCAGACACACUGAGUGGUCUAAAUACCCUGAACUGGCUGCAGAUUUGAUGAUUUCAGGACACCCAGUGGAGCUGAUGGAUGGUGAUGCAGGUCAUGUCCCGUUAACAUGGAUCUCUAGUUUUUUAGAUGAAGUCAUCAAGAAACUAGGCGACCAGAGAGUUUUUGUGUUGUCAGUUUUGGGCGUACAAAGCAGUGGAAAAUCAACAAUGCUGAAUGCCAUGUUUGGACUGAAGUUUGCAGUGAGUGCAGGCAGGUGCACCAAAGGUGCCUUCAUGCAGCUGGUCAAAGUGUCAGAGGAAAUCAAGAAAGACUUCCAGUUUGACUAUUUUCUAGUGGUGGACACUGAAGGACUACGGGCUCUUGAACUGGAAAGUAAUGCUACUCGUCAUCACGACAAUGAAUUGGCAACAUUUACGGUUGGUCUGGGAAACAUGACACUGAUCAACAUCUUUGGUGAGAAUCCAGCUGACAUGCAGGAUGUCCUGCAGAUUGUUGUUCAGGCUUUCAUGAGGAUGAAGAAAGUUAAACUUUCCCCAAGUUGUGUGUUUGUUCACCAGAAUGUGACAGAUAUCGCAGCUGCUGAGAAAAACAUGGAUGGGAAAAGACGCCUGCAAGAAAAACUGGACCAGAUGGCUCAGCUAGCUGCUAAAGAGGAGCUGUGUGAUGCUGAGUGCUUCAGUGAUAUCAUUGCCUUUGAUGUCCAAAAAGAUGUGAAAUACUUUGCCCAGUUAUGGGAGGGAAGUCCACCGAUGGCUCCUCCAAAUCCAGGCUACAGUGAGAGUGUCCAAGAGCUGAAGAACCUCAUUCUGUCUAAGGCUAAACAGUCCAAUGGGAUUACUAUCUCACAUUUCAAAAUCAAAAUUCAUGACUUGUGGAAUGCCCUGAUGAACGAACACUUUGUUUUCAACUUCAAAAACUCACUAGAAAUUGCAAUUUACAGAAAACUUGAGGUUGAAUAUGGGAACUGGACCUGGGCCCUGAGGAGCAACAUGCUGACUAUUGAAAACCAGCUUCACACCAAAAUUGAAAAUGGAGAACUUGACAAAGUUAAACGCAGUGAUCUUUUUAAAGAGAUGAGCAAAUCAUAUGAAGCAAUUAAAAAUGACUUGGUGACAUACUUUGAGGAUGAUGGAGACACAGAAAUACUGGUUCAGUGGAGAGGCCAAUUUGAAAACAAAAUAAAGGAGUUCCAAGAGGACCUGGUGAGAGGAGUGGAAAGAAAACUGGAUGAAAUUAUUCAGCAGAAGAAAGCUUGUAAAAAGCUGGAUGAUAAGAAAAAAGACUUUGAGAGCAAACUGCUGCUAAAGAGCAAAGAGCUCGCUCAUCAGUUAAAAGACAAAGCAAAAGAUGAAGAGGAACUUCAAAAACAGUUUAACAGUUUUUGGAGUGAUUGGGUUGAAAAAUUAACCGCAGAUAUACAACCCAUUGAGAACAUUAAUCUGGAAGACGAUCAAGCAAAUAUUCUUAAUAACCUUGGUUUUGAAUGGGCUCUUAUAAUUAGCUGCAAAAGCAAUGACAAAUACAAAACCAUAUCCAACGUUGGUGAUUAUUCUGAAUAUAUUUUGUUCAGCAAGCAGCAAGACACAAAAGAGAAAAUGAAAGUCAAAAAACUACUUAAAUAUUUUGAAGAUUGUGCUAUAAAAGAAUCUUUUCAAUUUGAAGAUAAACAAUUAAUCAGAGCCCUCAUAAGAAAUGUUGAAAAACAAUCACUUGAUAUAAUCAAGAGCAAACCUGUAGCAACAAGAGGCUACAGUCCGACUUACUUACAAGAAGUGGCCAAAAAUGUUCAGGAGAAAGUGACAGAGUUUGAAUCAAACAAGAAAUAUGAAUUCAAAAAGGAGUUCACAGUUGAUCUCUUACUGUAUGUGUUUGACAGGGCAGUCGUUUGGCUUUCACAGUCUCACAAAAAAUAUAAAAUGAACAAUGAUGCACUCACUUACCUGGAAAGCAAAAAAACACAAUACUACAACAUUUUCAGAAGCUUAUGCAAUGGAAACUCAUCUGCUGUUGUGUUUGGAGAAAUGAUCUGUGGAAAACUGAAGGUUUCUAUUGUUGAGGCUGUUUGUAACAAGACUGCCAUUGAUCUCGCUGGAGAGAUGAGGUGCACUUUCCCAGCAUUCAAUGGGAACAGACUGAACUUAGAGAAACAUUUGUUGAAGUCACUUGCAGAGAAAGAGGACUUUGAUGCUUUCAUCAACUACAUCCAAAAUCCGAGGAAGCAAGUCGAGGUUUUUAUUGAAGAGAAAGUAAAUGAACAUAUGUCAGGAGAACACAAAAAUAAAGCACUCAAAAUACUCAGGAAAAAUGCAGGCAACAUGGAUGAGUUUGCCUAUCAAGCUUUAUUUGAUGCAACAAAUAACGUCAAAACACAAAGAGGAGACAUCGACAUGUGGGUAGAGGAAUUUUCCAGUUUCCUUAAAGAUAAACUGACUCUUGAAUCUAUCUCUUGUCAAAACUUCAGGGACAUAAACAAUUUUGAAUUUCUUAAAGAAGAGAUUGAGAAAGGUCUUAUAUCCAUCAAAGAGGAGAUGAAUCAGCUUUCCUUGGAUAAGAUGAAGGAAUUCAGGCUGAGACCUGAUCAAAUCCUCAUCGAUCAGCUGUGUGACUGCUGCUGGGAAACCUGCCCGUUCUGUGCAGCUGUUUGUACCAACACUGUUAAAGAUCACAGUCCUGAAGACCACAGCGUCCCCUUUCAUCGAUCUUUUGCAGUUAAGGGCGCACAGUAUCAUAACAGUGAGGAAAUGUGUAUUGAGUUCUGCACAACAAAGGUUGCAAGUGAUGGAAACUUUUAUGCUGGAAAAAAUACAACAAAACUAAUUCCUUUUAAACAGUAUCGGAGUGCUGGACCACCAUAUGCAAACUGGAGCAUAACCUCAGAUGAGUCUAAGCUGAAGUACUGGAAAUGGUUUGUGUGGCAAUUUCAGGAGGAACUGGAAAACCACUAUGCUUUAAAAUUCACAGGACGUGGUGAGAUUCCCAGCGAGUGGAAGACACACACUAAAGAAGCUGCUAUUCAAAGUCUGGAUGAAAUGUUCAGUACACACUAUGAGUAAAUCAGCACAGUUCCAACUCUCCUGAAAAUCACAGCAGCUGUGUUCAUGCGACAUUUUUAAAAAUUAAACUGUAUAAAAUGACAGUUACAUAAUCUUACUUAUUUAAAUUUAUAAUGUGGGCAGUGAAUAGGUGAUCAGACCGAUGCACAGAAACCUGCUUUACUGAAAGGAAUGCUUAUACAGACCAAAACAGUCAUUUGGAGAAUUUACAGUAGAAGAGAAAUAAAGGUAAAUGUAUCAAGGUUACUAUUAAAAGACGAUAUCACUGCCAAAGGAUUUCUGGAAGAGGAAACAGUUUUCAUAAAGGAGAAUUUAGUUUAUUGAUUAUAUUUAAAGAAAAGUGACAAUUACAUGUUUGAAUGAUUUUAUAUUUUAUGAUAUGAAGCAUCGUUAAUAUAGAAAAGAGCUGCUAUGUGAUGUAUUUUUUUGUCAAAACUGAUGAAUGUCUGCCUGUAGUCUGAAUCUCUCUUAGAUGAUCUUGUCUUACUCAUGUUACUGACCUGUUGCCAGUUAACCUAAUUCAUUGCAAAAUGUUUCUUUUGAGUACGACUUAAUUUAAAACCCUUUUUGCCCCAUUCCCAAAUUUUGUGAGACAUGUUACUGCCAUAAAAUGUAAAAAAGGCCGAUCGUUUUCUUAAAAUGCUACAUUUUGUCAGUUUAGUAGUUCUGCAAAUGAUUGCAUUCUGUUUUUAUUUGUUUUUAUUUACAUUUAUUUACAUUUACAUUUAUUGAAUUGUUAAUCAGUGACAACACAAAAUUUUACUCUUGUGUGAUUAAUGAUAGCAAAGAGGUUUAAUAAAUCUAACUGCUUCAUACCUGAA
Oreochromis niloticus (Nile tilapia) is the source of this 6523-nucleotide messenger RNA. Its product is annotated as interferon-induced very large GTPase 1. The transcript is spliced from 6 exons. Bases 294 to 5702 code for a protein of 1802 amino acids. Lineage: Eukaryota; Metazoa; Chordata; Actinopteri; Cichliformes; Cichlidae. The record is from RefSeq and is a predicted model, not a curated record. Gene Ontology annotation, molecular function: GTP binding.